UUUCACCAACACACACAAAAUACACAGUAAGCCACACCGCACUCCACCACUUUGAACAUUGAUAUAUAUCGACUUUCAGAUGACUUUAGACAGAGUUAAUCGGCCAAGUGCUGACGUGGUUGAUCAGUUGAAUACGGGUUUAGGAAAUAUGAGUUUGAAUUCGGGCCAAAGAAAAGGGUGGGAAGAUUCGACCAUAGGAUAUGUAACGGGGGACGGUAGUAGACUUAAUUGGGCGACGUGGGCUGAAGCUAAGAAGAAAGCUGGUAAAUGGGGUGAUGAUAAUAAUGUGGAGAAUAUCGAGGAUGAUGAUGAGAAUGACGUUGAUGAGUCGGAUGAGGAUGGGCUAGUUAGCGAUGAUUAUGAUUCAGACGACAGUCAAAAGAGCCAUGAUUCGCGGAAAAAGAAUCCAUGGUUAGCUGAAUUUUUUAGUACUUUGGAUGGUUUAACUGCUGAACAGAUUGUGGAACCAGCUAGGCAAUGGCAUUGUCCAGCUUGUCGGGAUGGUCCUGGUUCUAUUCAUUGGUUCAGGGGUAUGAAGUCGUUUGUUACUCAUGUGAAAACUAAAGGGACACGAAGGCCGAGGCUGCAUUGGGAUUUUGCGGAGCUUUUGGAUGAAGAAUUGCGUAGGAGGGGCGCUACGUUAGUAAAAGCUGGCGAAUCGUAUGGAAAGUGGAAGGGACUUGAUAAAGAAACUGAAGAUCGGGAAAUAGUCUGGCCACCGAUGGUGAUUGUUAUGAAUACACAGCUUGAGAAGGAUGAAAACGAGAAGUGGCUUGGCAUGGGACCCCAAGAGCUUCUUGAAUACUUUGAGUCUUAUGAAGCUGUGAAAGCACGUAGUUCAUUUGGGCCUGAAGGGCACAGGGGGAUGAGUGUGUUAAUAUUUGACACCUCAGCUAUUGGAUAUUUAGAGGCUGAGCGUCUAAGCAAUCAUUUUGUACGUCAAGGUGUAGAUAGAGAUGCUUGGAAUCGUCACCCAUAUCUGCUCCAUCCCGAUGGUAAGCGCCAGUUAUAUGGCUUCAUGGCAAAAGAAAGUGACUUGGAUGCCUUUAACCAGCAUUCACCUGGAAAAUUGAAGUUGAAAUCUGAGUUGGUGUCAUAUCAAGAAAAGGUUGUGGAUAAAUUAAAGCAACUAAACAAGGACAGUGAACAACUGAUCUGGUAUAAGAAAAAGAUUGCCAAACAAGAGAGGAGUUCAAAAGCGCUUGAAGAUGCAUUUUGGUUAUUGUCUGAGAAGCUCAGGAAGAUUGAAGAAGAGAACAAACUUGUCAGGCAGAGAACAAAGAAGUACCAUGAACAGAACCAAGAAGAGAUGGAUUUCCAAGAGAAUUUCUUUAAGGAACAGAUACAAGUGAUUCAAGAUGCCAGGGAUGCACACCAAAAAGAAUUUGAGCAGCUACAGCAGAAGGAAUGCAAGAUAGAUGGGAAAUCUUGUGAAGUUGCAGAUGCUUUUCAGAGCAAGGAGAAUGUUGAAGAGCUUGUGAAGUCUCAGGCAAAAGAGAUAAAGGAAAUCGAGGAAGAAAGGGAGAGGUUGAUGAAAUUGCAUGAAGAGGAGGUGGCUGAAAUGAAAAGCAAGCAUGGGAAUGAAGAGAUAGAAAUGGAGCAAAAAUUUAACUCAAAAUUGGACCAGUUGAUGGUAAAAUUGCACUUGGUAAAAGGCUAGUAUCAAAAGCUUUAUUUAGCUAGAAUUUUCCAAACCUCAUCAUGUUAUAGUUUUGGUGAGGUCCAUGUAGUUAGCAUGUGGUUCAACUGCUAUGCAAGUGUUUGCAUCUCCAAAGAACUUGUGUUUAUGCUGCUUAGCUCUAUCUUGUUUCUGUUUUGCUGCAUGGAGUUGUAGUCGUGACCUUGUGGGUGUGUAUAUGUAUCGUUACCGUUAUGCACUUCUUAUUUUCUUGGUUAUCUUCGUGCAAUUGCAGCAAUAUAUGUAAUACAUGUUUGUCAAA
Messenger RNA from Erigeron canadensis, 1940 nucleotides. Its product is annotated as protein SUPPRESSOR OF GENE SILENCING 3-like. The record is from RefSeq and is a predicted model, not a curated record. Gene Ontology annotation, biological process: regulatory ncRNA-mediated gene silencing; defense response to virus. Lineage: Eukaryota; Viridiplantae; Streptophyta; Magnoliopsida; Asterales; Asteraceae. The coding region runs from base 80 to 1660 and encodes 526 amino acids. The transcript has 6 exons.